Molecule: messenger RNA, 1791 nt
Organism: Lathyrus sativus (Indian pea)
Lineage: Eukaryota; Viridiplantae; Streptophyta; Magnoliopsida; Fabales; Fabaceae
Source: the annotation of a GenBank genome assembly
AUGGGAAAAAAUCCAAAGAACGAGCUAGGUAGGGCUCUUGUGAAGCAACACAAUCAAAUGAUUCAACAAACGAAGGAGAAAGGUCGAAUCUACAAAAAGAAGUUUCUCGAAUCGUUUACCGAAGUUUCUGAUAUUGACGCCAUCCUUGAACAACCGGAUGAGGAUGAUAAGCAGCUUCUUGAUCUUCCUGUUCCUCCUCCCACUGCCCUCAUCAAUCUGGAUCCUGUAUCUGGUAGUGGCUUUAAUGGUUUGACGCCUGAAGAAAUGAAGAAGGAGCAAAAGAAUGAAGAGGCACUGCAUGCUAGCAGUCUUAGAGUUCCACGCAGGCCAUCAUGGAGUGCUGAAAUGUCUGCUGACGAGCUUCAUACCAAUGAAACACAACAUUUCUUAACUUGGCGUCGCAGCCUGGCAAGACUUGAGGAAAAUAAGAAGCUUGUCCUUACUCCAUUUGAGAAAAAUCUUGAUAUCUGGAGACAGCUCUGGCGGGUUGUUGAGCGCAGUGAUUUGCUUGUUAUGGUUGUUGAUUCCCGAGAUCCAUUGUUCUAUCGCUGUCCUGACCUUGAGGCUUAUGUAAAGGAGGUUGAUGUGCAUAAACGCACAUUGCUUUUGGUUAAUAAGGCAGAUCUUUUACCUGCUUCUGUCAGAGUGAAAUGGGCAGAAUACUUUCGUGCUCAUGAUAUUCUCUUUAUCUUCUGGUCUGCCAAAGCUGCUACUGCGGUUUUGGAAGGCAAAAAACUUGGUUCAUCACAGACUGAUAACAUGUUAAAUGCAAAUAACCCAGUCACGAAGAUAUAUGGAAGGGAUGAACUUUUGACCCGCCUGCAAUCAGAGGCAGAAGAUAUAGUAUGCAGGAGAAGAAAUUCAGGCUCCUCUGACACAGGGUCAUCGACUAUUAAGUCCUCAGGUGAAAAUACUUCUGCUAGUUCAUCGUCAAAUCAUGUAGUUGUGGGAUUUGUUGGAUAUCCUAAUGUAGGGAAAAGUUCAACUAUCAAUGCUCUGGUUGGACAAAAGAAAACCGGUGUCACCUCUACCCCAGGAAAAACAAAGCACUUUCAGACAUUAAUUAUUUCUGAAAAGUUGACCCUUUGUGACUGUCCUGGGUUAGUUUUUCCAUCUUUCUCAAGCUCAAGAUAUGAGAUGAUUACUUGUGGGGUGUUGCCAAUUGAUAGGAUGACUGAACACAGAGAGUGUGUUCAAGUUGUCGCCAAUAGAGUCCCGAGACAUGUCAUAGAAGAGAUCUAUAACAUCAGUCUUCCUAAACCUAAGUCAUAUGAGUCCCAAUCCCGCCCCCCUCUAGCAUCUGAACUUUUGAGAACAUAUUGUGCUUCUCGUGGGCAAUCUACUUCUAGCGGACUACCUGACGAAACCAGAGCUUCUCGGCAGAUACUGAAAGAUUACAUUGAUGGGAAGCUGCCUCACUAUGCUAUGCCACCUAACGUGUCAAAUCAAGAAUUAGAUUCCGAAGAUUCCACUGGACAUGACCAAGUUAAUUUGCAUUCAAAUGUGUCGGAUUCAUCUGAUAUUGAAGAGUCUUCAGAUGUUGAGACUGUACUUACACCAAAACUUGAGCACGUGUUGGACGACCUCAGUUCAUUCGACAUUGCUAAUGGGCUUGCUUCAAACAAAGUUGCGGCUAAGAAGUCCAAGGAAUCACAUAAGCAUCACAAAAAGCCUCAGAGGACAAAAGAUCGCUCGUGGAGAGCUGGGAAAGCAGGGAAGGAUGAUACGGAUGGGAUGCCAAUUGCAAGAUUUCAUCAGAAACCAGUAAAUGCAGGUCCUCUGAAUGUUUGA